AUGGCUGCGUCGGCGGAGGCCCAGCGAUCGGUGGUCGCGGCGGCGCGCCCGCGCGGCAGCAGCGACGGUGGCGAUGGUGGUGGUCGCGACAGGCCCCGGCACCGCCGCUCGUGGUCAUCCUUUGACAGCCUGGCGGAUCUCAACAUCCCGCUGUCUCCGGGAGAGGCCAUUGAGGCCGCGCUCGCGCACGCGCUGCUGCUGGCCUCGCUGGCUCUGAAGCUUUGGUCCUACCUUGGUUUGGGCUACAAGUGGCUGAUCCAGGUGUACCGGCUUAUACUGUAUGCUAUGCUGCUGCUGCCAGGGUUCACCCAGGCGCGGCAGGUGCUGGAUCUGUACAUCCCCAAGACAGCUGGGCAGGGCGGCCAGCUGGUGCCCGUGGUGGUUUUCGUCACCGGCGGCGCCUGGACGAUUGGCUACAAGGCGUGGGGCGCCAUCCUGGGGCGGCGGCUGUGUGAGGCCGGGGUGCUGGUGGCCUGCCUGGACUACAGGAACUUCCCACAGGGCGACGCGCUGCAGAUGAUGGAGGAUGUCAACACCGGCAUUGCCUGGGUCACCCGCAAGAUCGAGCGGCACGGUGGCGACCCAGAGGCGGUCCAUCUGGUGGGGCAGAGCGCUGGCGGCCAGCUGGCACUCCUGGCGCUCAUAAAUCAGGUGGCGCAGGCGGCGACGGGCGAGGCAGUGCUGGGAGCGGCGCCCGUGUGGCACCCUCUUGACGUGAAGGCGUUUGUGGGGGUGUCUGGCGCGUAUGAUCUGGAGGGGCUCGCGGAGCACCUGCACAGGUGA
Molecule: messenger RNA, 783 nt
Organism: Monoraphidium neglectum
Lineage: Eukaryota; Viridiplantae; Chlorophyta; Chlorophyceae; Sphaeropleales; Selenastraceae
Exons: 7
Coding region: 1-783 (260 amino acids)
Source: RefSeq, a predicted model, not a curated record